AUGGACUACAACUCCACCACCUCCUCCACCACCUCCGCGACUUUCGCCCCCACGUCACUGCACGACCUCAUCUACGUCGACAUCGCCUUCCGCGAGCCGCGCGCCCUCAUGGCGUGCGCCUUCACCCUCGUCCUUCUCGCCUACGCCCUCGCCUUGGCGGGCAACUCGCUGCUCUGCGUCGUCGUUCUCCUCGAUCCCCGCCUCCACCAGCCCCCGUACGCCCUCGUGUGCCUCCUGUCGUUGGUCGGCAUCGCCGAGAGCACCGUCGCCCUGCCGCGCCUCCUCGUCGACCUCGCCAGCCACACCUCCAUCGCCGCGGGCGAAUGCCUCGCGCGCAUGUUCGUCUACCACACGCUCGUGCGCGCCCACGCCUACGUGCUCGUAGCCAUGGCCGUCGACCGCUACCUGGCCGUGUGCCACCCGCUGCGCUACCGGGCUCUCGCCGCGGCCGCGGCGGCCUCGAGAACCGCGUGGGUCGCCGCGGCCGCCGGCGUCUCGGCAGCGGCGCUCCAGAGCGCCGGCUACAUCGCCGUGGUCGCGCGCCUCCGCUUCUGCCGGGCGCGCGUCGUGCCGUCGUCCACGUGCGAUUUCUCGGCCGUGCGCCGGCUCAUGUGCGGCGAGGCGAGCUACGAGGCGCCAGUCGUCUACGCCAACAUCCUCCUGGGCACCGCGCUGCCGCUGGGGGCCGUUGCGGUCUCUUACGCGCUCAUCCUGCGCGAGUGUCGGGGGCCGCGACUCCGCGGGGGUCGACGGAAGGCGCUGAGCACGUGCGUCACGCACCUGCUCCUCGUGCUGGUCUACUUCACCUCGAUCUUCUUCACGUUCGCCACGGGCAUCAGGCUGGGUGCGCCCAUGUCCGGCGAGGGGGUGACCGCCCUCCAGACCAUGCAGUUCAUCCUGCCGCCCGCGCUGAACCCUGUCAUCUACGGACUCAGGACGGCGGAGGUCAGGCAAGGGCUGGCGAGGUUGUUGCCAAGUAAAAUAUGGCCCAGCAAUUAG
Lethenteron reissneri (Far Eastern brook lamprey) is the source of this 999-nucleotide messenger RNA. RefSeq names its product olfactory receptor 52D1-like. Gene Ontology annotation, biological process: G protein-coupled receptor signaling pathway. The record is from RefSeq and is a predicted model, not a curated record. NCBI's taxonomy places the organism in Eukaryota, Metazoa, Chordata, Hyperoartia, Petromyzontiformes, Petromyzontidae. Gene Ontology annotation, molecular function: olfactory receptor activity; G protein-coupled receptor activity. Gene Ontology annotation, cellular component: plasma membrane.